Messenger RNA from Phaedon cochleariae (mustard beetle), 945 nucleotides. The record is from the annotation of a GenBank genome assembly. NCBI's taxonomy places the organism in Eukaryota, Metazoa, Arthropoda, Insecta, Coleoptera, Chrysomelidae.
AUGUCUGAAUAUUGCUCGGUGUGUGUUGACCUCGGUGGUCGACCCCAAAGAGGUCCGAAGUUCAUCUGUAUGGUGUGCAAGAAAUCCUUGCACGCUAAAUGUUCUAAUUUAUCAGCCGAUGCCGAAAAAAUUUUAUCGAUACCAGGGAUUCCAUGGAGAUGCCCAAGCUGCUCUAAUUCCGAGGUUGCUUCUAAUGGGAAUACUGAUGGAAGCAGUAAUGAGAGUUUCAAUAUGAUUUUGAAAAAACUUGAUAAGCUGGAUAAAAUUGAACAAAACAUUACUGAUUUAAAGACAUCUCACGAUGAUGUUCUGAAAUUCGUUAAUUUUUGCAGUGAUAAAAUUGACGAAUUCACAGUCAAGAUGAAAGAUUUUGAAAAUGAUUUCAAAGAUAUAAAAGGUGCAAAAAGUCAAAUUAAAAAUUUGCAAGAUGAUAAUAAUAAGCUUAUGAGAGAAAUUGGAAACCUACAACAAUACUCGAGGAUUAAUAAUGUUGAAAUUAGUGGAUUGCCAGAAAUUAAAGAUGAAAAUUUAAUAGAAAUCAUUGAGAAGUUGAUGCAAGUUCUGGGAUGCAAUAUCAACAGAGAUUCUAUUGAUGGAUGUCAUAGGAUAGCUCAUUUCAAUUUGGCAAAUAAAAAACCACGGAAUGUCAUCGUAAAAUUCUCUCGUCAUCAAUACAAGGAUGAAGUUUUAGCUGCAAUCCGUAAGAGAAAAUUAAUUGAAUCAACAGAUCUUGACCCUCGCUACAUUCCAUCCAGUAAAAUCUACCUAAAUGAACAUCUAACCAAAAUGAACAAAGAUUUGUUCAAAAAUGUAAGAGAAUAUUGUAGAGGUAAACAUUUCUUAUAUUAUUGGACAAGAGACUGUAAAAUUUAUGUGAGAAAUACCACUACUUCCAAGACUACUCUCAUACAAGAAGAGAACGAUUUAAAUAAAAUUCAAACAUAG